GGCGACGCUGUUUGGCUGCCGGGGGUAACGGAGCUUUAGGGCUGAGCCGAACGGUACCGGUGGAGUAGGAACUCCCGCCAUUUUUCAACCGAGCCUUCGGCUUCUCGUUUGUUUGUUUUUCCCCCCGUAUCCAUCGAAAUAAAGAAAAAUUAAAGGCGCGAUUCCCCCUGGUUUCUCUACGUGCCGGGAAGGGCCUCUAUUCACCGCGUGAGUAACGCAGUGAGGCGUCCCCGUUUCGCAGGAGGAAGCGCAGCCGGCUGACUGGGGCAGCCCCUGGAGAGGUUCGGCCGGACCGCCCGCGUCAGAUACACCACCGCCUUUCUUAGACCGGAGCGCCAUGGCCCCGGGCGGCUGCACGCCCGGCGGUCGCAGCGCGGCGUCGGUGUAACUGAAACAGGCGUGCUCUCGCUGUUAGUGUCGUUAUUGUUGCUGUCUUGCCGGCUGGGGUCGAGCCGAAGUGACUGCCGCUCUUUGGAUGCUUUGGAGCGCGGCCCCACCGAUCGGCGUUUGAUUUCGGGGUACCGGAGUAACGCCACCGCGCCGUGCCCUCCUGUCAGCGGUGCCGGGUAGGAGGAUUCAACCUGCUGACGACGCAUCAUGGCACCGCUCCUGGGGCGGAAGCCCUACCGUCUGGUCAAGUCGCUGGCCGAGCUGCCAGGCUCUGAAGAAGAGCUCUACAUAAUCCCGCACACCCAGGAGGCCUUCAGGGACAAAGAAGAGUAUGAGGCUCGCCUGCAGAGGUACAGCGAGCGCAUCUGGACCUGCAAGAGCACAGGCAGCGGCCAGCUGACGCACAAGGAGGCCUGGGAGGAGGAGCAGGAGGUGGCCGAACUCCUCAAGGAGGAAUACCCUCUGUGGUUUGAGAAACCAGUCCUGGAGAUGGUUCACCAUAACACUCUUUCCCUGGACAAGCUGGUGGCAGCAUGGCUGGAGAUCUUCACCAAGUAUGCUGUUGAUGAGGAAUGUGACUUUCUGGUGGGGAAGGACAGGAGCCUCAGGGUGAAGGUGGUGGAGGUGCUGCCCCUGGAGGGUGUGCUGGAUGAGCUGGGGGAGAAGAAGGUGGAGGGGGCCUGUGACUCCCCAUCCAGUGAUAAGGAGAACACCAGCAGGGAACAGCUGAAGGUGGAGCUGCAGCCUGAGGAGGAGAGCAGGAGGAGUCACUCCUGUGACCGUGCCCGGCGCUCCCCUAGGAAGCUUCCCACCAGCCUCAAGGAGCACAGGAAGAAGUGGGUCAUGCCCAAGUUCCUGCCGCACAAGUAUAACGUCAAGCUGAUGGACGAGGACCAGCUCAUCAGCAACGUUCCUGCUGACAGCCUCUUUCGCACAGAGAGACCCCCGAACAAAGAGAUCGUGCGGUACUUUAUCAGGCACAACGCUCUGCGCGCGGGUACGGGAGAGAGCGCCCCCUGGGUGGUGGAGGACGAACUGGUGAAGAAGUACAGCCUGCCUAGCAAGUUCAGUGACUUUCUGCUGGAUCCAUACAAGUACAUGGCCGACGUCCCGUCCGGUAAGCGUAAGAGUUUGAGUUUGCCAGAGGGGAGGCCAGAGAAGAAGACAAAGACAACCGACGGGGAGGACACACCUGAGAAGGGGGCGAGGAGGAAGCUGCAGAAGACGACGCCUCAGACACUCCCCCUCGGACCGACAACAUGGGGGCAUGUGCAGAAGAAGGAGAACGGCUCGCCCUUAAAGGUGAAGAAUGGCGGAUCUCCUAAGAAGGAGCACCAGCGGAGGGACAGUGGAGUUCAUGUGUCACAAGCAAAGAGACACGGGAAGAGUGCGGCCAAGGCAGCCGGUGGCCAGAAGAACUCCAGAAAGAGUGAGAGCAAGCCCAAGAUGAAGCAGUUGACAUUGCUGGACGUGACCAAGACCGGUUCUUCUGCAACCCCCAAGAAGUUGAAGAACAGAGGGCCCGGAACUCCUAAACCGGGCAAACCCCUGCCGCCAAUGGCCCUCCACCUGCUCCGCUAUUACCGGGAGAACAAAGACAAAGAGGAGAAGAGGAACGCCCUGUCCUGCCUCAUAUCCAAGGUGGCCAAGGUGCUGACGCCUGAGGACCCGGCCAGGCUGCCCGAGGAACUGCGGGAUGUAGUACAGAAACGCUGGGAGCUCUUGGAGUACAAAAGGCGCUGGGCAGCCAUGACAGAGGAGGAGAAGCAGGACGCCAUGCGCAAGAAGCGGGAGGAGAUCAAGGAGAAGCUGCGUGAACGAGCCAAGGAGCGCCGGGAGAAGGAGAUGCUGGUCCGGAGGGAGCAGCAGCGCCGCUAUGAGGACCAGGAGCUGGUGGGAAAGAACAUCCCCAACUUCAAGCUGGCGGACAUGCCUGACGGGCUGCCCAACGUGCUUUUUGGGGACAUUGCCAUGGUGACAGACUUUCUCAACUGCUACUCUGGCCUGCUGAUGCCUGAGGACCAGCCCCCCAUUACGGCCGCUGCCCUCAUGGAGGCUCUGGCCACCAGACAAGCCGGCUUCCUGUACUUGAACCGUGUGUUGGUGGUCCUUCUGCAGACGCUUCUGCAGGACGAACUUGCCGAGGGCUACAGCGAGCUGGACAUGCCGUUGUCGGAGAUCCCGCUCACCAUGCACUCUGUCUCGGAGCUGGUCCGGCUCUGCCUCCGUCCCAGCGAUGCCCACGAAGAAGGCAGCGGCCAUGGCUCUGAGGACUGGGCGUGGGGCAUCCCGGAUGACACGCUGAGCACCGAGAUGCUGGAGAAGCUGGAGACCUCAGAAGUAUUUGAGCUGAACCCGCAGGAGAAGAUCGGCCUGCUGGUGGCACUGUGCCACCGCAUCCUUCUGACCUACUCGGUGGAGGACCACGUGGACGCCAUGCAGCAGCGCGCGGCCGAGCUCUGGAAGGAGCGCCUGGCCACGCUGAAGGAGGCCAAUGACCGUGUCCGAGCGGAGAAACAGAGGCGCAAGGAGCAGAUGGAGGCUAAGGUGGGGGGCGGUGACUGGGUCAAAGUGGAGGGCGGUGGUGCCGGAGGGGCGGCCAAGCAGGACAAGCGGAGGGAUGGGGGGGCCAAGAAGGAAGGCAGCGGGGGGGAACCGGCGGCCCCAGAACCUCUGCCUGAGGACAUGGUGAGUGCGGUGAGGAGCAGGAGGCUACAGACCAUUCAGGCCAAGAAGGAGAAGGAGGAGCAAGAGCGGCUGAACAAAGAGCGCAUGGAGAAGGAGGCGGGGGAGGAGCGGGUGCGUAAGCGGAAGGCGGCGAUGGAGAGGGCCUUUCAGGAGGGCAUCAGCAAGGCCAAGCUGGUCCUGAGGCGCAUGCCGCUGGGCACGGACCGCAACCACAGCAGGUACUGGCUUUUCUCUGAUGCAGUGCCGGGCCUGUACAUUGAGAAGGGCUGGGUACACGACAGCAUAAACUACAGCUUUACUCUACCCCCUAAAUUGGAGGAGGAGGAGGACGAAGAAGAGGAGGACGACGACGAGGCUGAUAUGCCAGAGAGUAAAGAGGAAUGCAGUACAGAUGGUGGCCAGCAGGGGACAUCGGAGAGCCCUGUUGAAAGUACAGUUCCUAAAAGAGGACAGAAUCUCUGGUUUGUGUGUGACUCCAUAGCCCAGCUGCAGGAGCUGAUGGACAGUUUGCAUCCCCAAGGUGUGCGGGAGAGUGAGCUGAAGAACCAUCUCCAGUACAGGUACCAGGAUAUUCAGCAGUCCAUCAACGCUGCCCAGAAGGCCAGCUCGCAGCAGAAGACCUGUAACAGCCCCCCGGAGCUGCUCCAUUACUUACAGAAUGACGUCCUGGAGGUGGCCUCGCGGCUGCAGAAGGGCGGCCUUGGCGACCUGGAUGACAUUUGCAGGUUUGAGGACAAGGUACGCUCGCUGGUGAGCCUGAAGGACUUUGGGGAGUGCAUCAUUACCCUCCAGGAGAGCGUCUUCGCCAAGUUCCUGCAGGGCUUCAUGGACCCCAAGCAGAAUAAAAAAAAGAAAAGGCAGAAUGGAGAAGAUGGGAGCAAAGCGGAGGAAGCGGAGGAGGAGAAGAGGCUGGCUGACGAGGCAAGGGUGGCGACAGCGGUGGAGAAGUGGAAGGCCGCCAUCCGCGAGGCGCAGACAUUCUCGCGGAUGCACGUCCUACUGGGCAUGUUGGAUGCCAGCAUCAAGUGGGACAUGUCGGCUGAGAACGCGCGCUGUAAGGUGUGCCGGAAGAAAGGGGAAGAUGACAAGCUGAUCCUUUGUGAUAAAUGUAAAAAGGCCUUCCAUUUGUUCUGCCUCCGUCCGGCACUCUACUCCAUCCCGGACAGGGACUGGCUCUGCCCUGGAUGUCAGCCUGCCGUAGCUCGCCGCCAUUCCUACGGAAGAAGCUAUGAAGGAGACUCUGAAGAAGAGGUGGAGGAAGAGGAUGAUGAUGAUGAGGAGGAAGAUGAAAAUUCUGAAGAGGAGGAAGAUGACAAAAAUGAGGAUGAUAAAGCCACAGGGCAUUAUUUGAGGUCAAGGAAGGCCAGGGGCAAGAAGUCCUGCAGCAGGAAGGCGGGCGCCAAGUCCCGUGGCGGGCAGCAGAAGGAAUCCCCCAGCAACGCUGUCGAUAUAGACGAGCUGGUGCAGCAAAACUUCAUGAGGGGGGGGUGUCGACGGGCCCUGGAGCUGGACCGCUGUGAGGAGAUCCUUCAGCGGCUGGUCAAGUUCCGCUACUCCUGGCCAUUCAGGAAGCCGGUCUCUCCUGAUUUGGUUGAGGAUUACCAAGACGUCAUCUCCCAGCCCAUGGACUUCCAGACCAUGCUGUGCAAGUUCUCUGACGGCCAUUACCGGCACAGCGGCGACUUUCUGGAGGACAUGAAGCUGGUGUUCUCUAAUGCCGAGGAGUACAACCCACCUGAAAGCCCCGUGCUCUCCUGCCUGCUGAAAACGGAGCGCGUGUUCGUCGACCUUCUGACCCAGCUGCUGCCGGGACUCGCUUACUUCCGACGCCACAAGCGCGCUUGCCGCAACCGUGGUGACGAGGAGGAGGCCGAGGCAGCACUGGAGGAGGCCGGACGCACUGCCCGACAGGGAAGGCCCAGUGGGAACAAGAGACAGGAAUACGGAGACGGCCUUCGUAAGAGUGGUCAGCGUGGCCUGAGGUCAGAGGAAGAGGAGAGCAGCUAUGAGGAGGAGGACGACGACGGCGGACUGAGGAAGAGCAGGCGGGCUGCUGUCCUGGGCCAAAGGAAGAAUUACCGCGAGGUGGAGAGCGACAGCGAUCCGGAGGAGGUCGUCAUCCACAGGAAACGGGGCCGUGGAAGGCCACCGCGGGACAGCAGACAAGACCAUACCCGGUGCUGGGCGGAGGCAGGAGAUGGUAAAGGGGGCGGGGCCAGCUUACGGCAUUCCAAACGGCAGAAACCAUCUCUGUGAGGUGGGUGGGGACUCUGAAGCUGUCCGAAAGCUUCCCCCUGCUUAAGAUGACCAGCUACAGAACAUUUUCAUUGUGUAUUUUUUAUCAUUAUUUUUAUGUUCCUAUUUUGAAGAAAACCAAUUUAUAUUUGUAAAGUGGUUGUUUUCCAGACAAGAUUUAGAUUUAAGGACAUUUUGGAAACUCCCCAGAUUAUUCUAGUUGGUUUUUCCCCCCCCCCCCCUCCCCUCUUUUGUGCCCCAGCCUGUCUCGGUUUGUAUGUCUUGUAAUUGCAGAAAUUUCAUAGGGGGAGGACUGGUUGGGUUUAACAGCUGUGGGGGGGGGGGUGUACAGCUGUGAAAUCUACAGUUUUGUGCCCCCCGCUACCCCCGUCUUAAAUACUGGCAUGCCACCCCCCAACCCUUCCGGACUGUGCCUGUCCACUUGUUUGGGCACAUGCAGCAGCCCCACAGGGCUUGUCUCUUCGCUGGCCAGUUUUUGAACUCUGACUGCAAAUGACUUGUUUUCAGUCCUGAAACAAGUUUUCGUGCUGUUCUGUGAUGCAGGUAAAGUGCCUCUUCUUCAGUCUUGUUCUCUAGCCAGUGGGUGGUGCUCUAGGUCCGCUGGAUUUCUCUGGAGGCGAUUGGACCUUGAAGCAUGCCCAUCUGCCCAUGUCACCAGUGCCCCCACACACAGCUCCAGUGUGAAAGGUGGUCUGUAGCCUUGACGGCUCUGUCUGCAACAUAGCAAAUCGGCUUGCUGGUGCAUCUCUUACCUCCUCCCCCCUAUGCUUUUCAGGCUGAGGGUUUUUCAUGAAUAUUGAUUUCUGUAUUGUAUACACCUGUUUGCUCACAGGGAGAUGGAUAAAAAGUGUGUUUUACAGAGGAUUUCAAAUCCUCCCCUAUUUGUUUUUCUUUAAUAUGAUCUAAGUUAAAAGGAACGGGCUGGGGUGUCCCCUGUAUCAAGAACCAAAUAAAAAAAUUAAAAUUGUUAAUCUCUG
This is a messenger RNA of Brienomyrus brachyistius, 6311 nucleotides long. Its product is annotated as tyrosine-protein kinase BAZ1B-like. Gene Ontology annotation, cellular component: WICH complex. The record is from RefSeq and is a predicted model, not a curated record. Gene Ontology annotation, biological process: chromatin remodeling. Gene Ontology annotation, molecular function: protein binding; histone H2AXY142 kinase activity. NCBI's taxonomy places the organism in Eukaryota, Metazoa, Chordata, Actinopteri, Osteoglossiformes, Mormyridae.